Cavenderia fasciculata is the source of this 372-nucleotide messenger RNA. It is a transcript of the gene atg8, whose product is annotated as autophagy protein 8. Gene Ontology annotation, cellular component: cytosol; autophagosome. The coding region runs from base 1 to 372 and encodes 123 amino acids. The transcript has 3 exons. Gene Ontology annotation, biological process: macroautophagy; cellular response to nitrogen starvation. The record is from RefSeq and is a predicted model, not a curated record. Lineage: Eukaryota; Evosea; Eumycetozoa; Acytosteliales; Cavenderiaceae.
AUGACUCAUACAUCAAGCUUCAAGAAUGAUCACCCAUUCGAAAAGAGAAGAGAAGUAGCUGAAAGAAUUAGAAGCAAAUAUACCGAUAGAAUCCCAGUCAUUGUAGAAAAGGCACCAAGAUCAGAUGCUCCCGAUAUUGAUAAGAAAAAGUACUUGGUUCCAGCCGAUAUUACAGUAGGAAAGUUUGUUUAUGAAAUUAGAAAGCACAUGCCAAAGAUCAACGCUGAAAAGGCAAUUUAUUUGUUUGUUAAUAAUACUUUACCACCAACAGCCGCCUUUAUUUCACAAAUUUAUGACCGUUACAAGGACGAAGAUGGAUUUUUGUACAUUACUUACAGUGGUGAGAAUACCUUUGGUGACUCUGACAACUAA